AUGAGCCGUGCAGAGGUUGACUUGCAAAUUAGUGUAAGAAAAGCCUGUAACAAUGAGGAAGUUCCCCCGAAAAGAAAACAUGUCAGGUCCUGUAUUGUUUACACUUGGGACCACAAAAACUCGCGUGCUUUUUGGAAUGCUGUGAAGAUUCAACCCUUGCAAAGCAGUGAGAUCCAAUUAUUUAAAGCCUUGAUAAUGAUCCAUAAGGUGCUUCAGGAAGGGCAUCCAAACACCCUUAAGGACGGCUACAGAAAUAGGGACUUUUUGUAUUCUCUCUCCACAGUCUUUCCCAGCACGUCAAAUUAUGGAUUGUUGAUUAAUCAGUAUGAUCGCUUUCUUUUGCAGAAACUCGACUUUCAUCGGAGUAAUCAUGGUUUCAAUGGAAUUUUCGAGUAUGAAGAGUACAUUUCUUUGAGAACAGUCAAUGAUCCUAAUGAAGGUUAUGAAUCAAUAUUGCAAUUGAUGGAUUUGCAAGACUUGAUCAAUGAUCUCCAAAAGCAUAUAUUUGCUACUGUUCACCAAUCUCCGAACAACUUGUGUAAAGUAAGUGCACUUGUACCCUUAAUUUCAGAGUCAUAUGGAAUUUACAAGUUUUUGGUAUCAAUGUUGAGAGCCAUGUUUCAGCAAUUAGGGGACGAUGAUGCAUUGAGUGCUUUGUUUGAUCGUUUUAGUUCGCAACACUUCGUGUUACGAGACUUUUACACUGACUGCCAAGCAAUAAAGUUCUUGACCAGCUUGAUAACUAUACCUCGAAUUGCAGCAUCUGUUCCAAACAUGAAAUCUGAUGAAGAAUCUCAACGUAUGCUGACAUUUGUUGAAAGCCAAAAUGACUUGGAAUCGAGCCAAUCAGGACAGGCUAGUGGCAGCUUGGAGAAUUUAGACGUUCCCUCUCUGGUUUCACUUUUGAGUGCACAAAAGACAGAAGCAAUUGACCAACAUCGCCAGUUACAACAACAACAGUAUGAGUUAGAGGCUCAGCGCCAACAGCAAUUAGAGGAGCAAGUAAGAAGACAGCAGUUGUUUGAGCAGCAAAUGAGAGAGCAGGAGCAAAAAAGGAUCCAAGAACAGCAGUUUUUGAGACAGCAGCAAACGCAGAACAACCAACUGAGAGUAUCUGAAUUGGAACAAGACUUACUCAUGUUCAAAGCGCAAUUUGACAAUGAUCAGGCUUUGUUGCAACAGUAUGAUUCAAGAGUGAAAUCAAUAGAAACCGAGUUGCUGAACAUCAACCAAACUGCUGCUCAGCAAAUUGCCACCAAGGAUGAACAGCUCAAUAUGGCAAAUGAGCAAAUAAGCAAUUGGUCUAAAAAGUACGAGUCAUUGGCGAUGCUCUAUUCCCAGUUACGCCUGGAGCAUUUGAACCUCUUGGCAAAAUUCAAGAAAAUACAACAAAAGAUCUCGAGUGCUCAAGAGUCAAUUUUGAAAAAAGAAAAGUAUGAAAAAGAUUUGAAGUCAAAAAAUCUUGAGCUCGCGGACAUAAUCCGGGAACGCGAUCGUGCAAGGUUAGACGUUGAUCGAGUAAAAGCGUCUAAAGAUCUGGAGAUUGAACACCUCCAAACUCAGAUCAGAGAGUUGACUUCUCAAGCUCAGGAAUAUAGUACAAAGAAUAGUCUGGUGCUAUCUGAAAAGAUCAAUCUGUAUAAAGAGCAAGUGGAACAACUCAGAUCGGAUUUGAUUGAUCGGGAAGAACAGUUGGCAAGUUUGGGGGAUCUUUCUUUGAUCAAAGAGAACUUGAAAGAAAAAGAAAUUGAUUUGGAGAUCACCCAGGAGUCUUUGGAUAGUGCUCUCAGACAAUUGGCUCUCGCAAAGCUGUCAACAAACGCUGAUCAACUUGUCAACCUACUUGAUGUAAUACUUGCAAACAGCGUACGGAGAGUACAGGAUUCAAAAUACGAAUUGCUUUCACCUAUGCAAGCCGGAAAUUCGAUUGCCACUCCUGAAUAUCUCUUGUCAUUUUUGGAUCUUUGCUCCGAUACAGCCACAAACUUUUCUCAAGCUUUCAAUGAUCUUAUGGCUGAUGGAGAUGAAAGUACAGAUGACUCUGCUUACGCACAGGUGAUUCUCACCAGUUCUGAGCUUACAUCCGCGCUCAAUGACUUCAUGCUCAAUCUGAAGGGUUUGAGCAAAAACAUCACGUCUGAUGAAGGAGAAGAAUUGGCAAAUCAAACGACUAGCGUAUUGUCCGGUGCGGAAUCACUUUUUCUGAAUUUGGCAUCUGACUCAAUCAAUGACUUGAUCUCGAUAGAAGAUAAAAUUGAUUUUGUUAUCGACUGCAAUUUACUGUUUCAACAGUUAUUGCAGACAGCGUCCUCGCUCAUUGAUACCUUGAGAGGUACUCAUGAGCUGGAUCUCACUAAGAAAGAGAACAUUGAAGACGUCGUAGAAGAUAAAUUCAGCGAAACUGCUGACGCAGUGGAGAACGCUUCAACUUUUCUCCGCAAUCUCUUGUCUCAAAUCGGCGAAGGAAAAGAUUUCGAAGUUCAUGAAUCUAUUUUGGGGGCUGCACUUGCAAUUACAAAAGCAGUAUCUGUUUUGAUAGCUGCAGCAACUGAAUCUCAAAUUGAGAUUGUUCGCCGAAACAAAGGUGAAAUUUCUCGAAGAGACUUCUACAAAAAGAACAGUCGUUGGACUGAAGGUUUGAUCAGUGCAUCCAAGGCUGUUGCGGGUACAACAAACAUUUUGAUUCAAACGGCCAACGGCAUACUCAAAGACGAAAAUGUGCAUGAGCAAUUAAUCGUUGCAUGUAAUGAAGUUGCAGCUUCAACUGCGCAACUCGUUGCAGCAUCCAGAGUGAAGGCAAACUUUGUUUCUAAAACGCAAGACAAGUUGGAGACCAGUUCCAAAACAGUAAAUUCAGCUUGUAAGUCCUUGGUUUCUGAAGUUCAGAAAUUGAUUAGAACAGACAAGUCCACUGAAGAUACACUCGACCUCACUAAAUUGACUCCUUACGAGGGUAAGACAUUGGAAAUGCAGCAGCAGGUUGAGAUAUUGCAGCUUGAGAACUCUUUGCUCGCGGCUCGGAAGAGACUAACUGAGAUUCGAAAGCAUGGGUAUGCCGAUGACCAAUUUGAAGAUGGAUCUUGA
Messenger RNA from Metschnikowia bicuspidata var. bicuspidata NRRL YB-4993, 3084 nucleotides. RefSeq names its product Sla2p (gene SLA2). The record is from RefSeq and is a predicted model, not a curated record. Gene Ontology annotation, cellular component: clathrin-coated vesicle; actin cortical patch. The transcript has a single exon. NCBI's taxonomy places the organism in Eukaryota, Fungi, Ascomycota, Pichiomycetes, Serinales, Metschnikowiaceae. Gene Ontology annotation, molecular function: phosphatidylinositol-3,4-bisphosphate binding; actin filament binding; phosphatidylinositol-3,5-bisphosphate binding. Gene Ontology annotation, biological process: actin filament organization; endocytosis; clathrin coat assembly. Bases 1 to 3084 code for a protein of 1027 amino acids.